Molecule: messenger RNA, 1053 nt
Organism: Phacochoerus africanus (Common warthog)
Lineage: Eukaryota; Metazoa; Chordata; Mammalia; Artiodactyla; Suidae
Gene: LSMEM1
Product: leucine rich single-pass membrane protein 1
Exons: 3
Coding region: 203-589 (128 amino acids)
Source: RefSeq, a predicted model, not a curated record
GCAAAGCAAAAACAAGAGUUGCCCCCACAAGGGAGUAUUUUCUUUUGGACAAGCAAAGCUUUUCUGGCCCUUCAUUGGGAAGUAAUUCAUGUGGGUGGUUCUUCAAGUGCCUGCCCAGCUUCCUGUGGGCUGUGAUCCUGGCCAAGUCCAGCUCCCCAGCCCAGCGUCCUGCGUUUAAGGUCCGCGUUUUCUUCCGGGGACAAUGAAUCGUUCUUCCCAGGACACCGGCUCUCGCGGCCUUCCUGAAGACAGAAAGCUUUACGCUGUGGAUUCCAUAAAUGACCUAAACAGACUAAACCUCUGUCCUGCCGGAUCGCAGCAUCUGUUCCCUCUGGAGGAGAAAAUCCCAGCCGACGGCAGUAACUCAGGAAAUGGAAGCCACGGGCUGUUUUUGGUGGGGCUGAUAAUUGUGCUGAUUGUCAGCCUGGCGCUGGUUUCCUUCGUGAUAUUCCUAAUAGUGCAAACUGGCAACAAGAUGGAAGAUGUGUCCAGAAGACUAGCAGCCGAGGGAAAGGACAUAGCUGAUCUUAAGAAAAUGAACAGCAUAAUUGUAAAGCGACUCAACCAGCUGGACUUGGAACGGAACUAAGGAAAUGGGCUUCCGAGAGCAACUGCGGCACGUGAGCUUCGCGCUGUACUGGGAGUUUACAGGGAUGAGAACCGACUAAGGGCAUUUCUGCAGGCAACUAAAGGCCAACCUCCUGCCACAGGGACGGGAGCAACGCCGAGGCAAGCGGGGUGGGGUGGGGACAGCUGCCUGAAAGGGGCUAAGGCUCGUUUUGCGUUAAGGUCCUUGGGCUUUCAUGGGGAUAAGGGUGGCUGGCGCCGAGGAGAACCAACACUAAGAAAGAAGGGGACUCUGGCUCUGUACUUACAGCUUCUUUUACACACGGAGCUUUGUCACCAGAAUAAGUUCACUGUGGCCAGUGGACGUCAUGGCACCUCAUGUACCCUUAUGAACUUCCACAGAAGCCUAAGGAAUACACUGAAUUUUUUGUGUUCAAAGGAAUCAGGCGAUAACUCUUUUCAAUAAAAGAGGUUCUGCUCCAGUGA